GGCGUUCCCCACAGCACUUCCGCUUCCGGUCCUUUGGGGUGAGGUAGCGCGGAGCUGUGAGGGCCUGGGGGGGCACGGCCGGGACCCUCCUGAGCCACCAUGGCCCUGCCGGAGUGGCACAUCGCCGUGAAGCUGGCCGAGCAGCCGCUGGCCCCCAAAGCCAUCCUACGCCUGCCGGAGACCGAGCUGGGCGAGUGCCCGCUGGGCGGCUGCAGCAUCUCGCACCUCAAGCAGCUGAUCACGGGCAAGCUGCAGGAAUCCAUGCCGGACCCCGAGCUCAUCGACCUGAUCUACUGUGGCCGGAAGCUGAGGGAUGACCAGACCCUGGAUUUUUAUGGAAUCCAGUCUGGCUCCACUGUCCAUGUCCUGCGCAAGUCCUGGCCUGAGCCUGACCAGAAACCAGAGCCCGUGGAUAAGGUGGCAGCAGUCCGGGAAUUCCGUGUACUGCACACUGCCCUGCAUAGCAGCCCUGCCUACAGAGAUGCUGUCUUCAAGAUGCUGGGAAACAAGGAAUCCCUGGAUCAGAUCAUUGUGGCUACUCCCGGCCUCAGCAGCGACCCCGUGGCUCUGGGAGUUCUGCAGGACAAGGAUCUGUUCUCUGUGUUUGCAGACCCCAGCAUGCUGGACACGCUGAUCCCGGCUCACCCUGCCCUGGUGAACGCCAUCGUGCUGGUGCUGCACUCGGUGGCGGGCAGCACCCCCCUGCCAGCCCCGGACACGUCCUCGCGGGCCAUGGCCCUGGGCUCCUACCGGGACAUGCCAGGUGGCUUUCUCUUUGAGGGGCUCUCUGAUGAUGAAGAUGACUUCCACCAGAGCACGAGGUCCACCCCUUCCAGCAGCACGUCCGGCUCGCGCCCGGCCUCGCUGGGCUACGCGGGGGCAGCGGGGCCCCGGCCCAUCACCCAGAGCGAGCUGGCCACAGCCCUGGCCCUGGCCAGCACCCCUGAGAGCAGCUCCCACACACCCACCCCGGGCACACAGGGCCACUCCUCCGGGACGUCCCCGAUGUCAUCCAGUGUGCAGUCGGGGACACCCAUCACCAACGACCUCUUCAGCCAGGCCCUCCAGCACGCCCUGCAGGCCUCAGGGCAGCCCAGCCUCCAGAGCCAGUGGCAGCCCCAGCUGCAGCAGCUGCGAGACAUGGGGAUCCACGACGACGAGCUCAGCCUGCGGGCCCUGCAGGCCACAGGAGGGGACAUCCAGGCUGCACUGGAGCUCAUCUUUGCUGGGGGGGCCCCCUAAAUCUUCCUGCUGGACUGGGGCAGGACAGAGCACAUGCACAGCACGCACCCCUCCCCUGCUGGCAGCCCCAAUCCUCCAGGAUAACGGCGGAUUAGCCGGAUCACAGAUGCUCCUGCCCAAAGCUGGGGAGCGUUGAAGGCUCUCCCGGCCACCAGCACGUCCAGUUUGCCUUCCUGCACCACCUGGAUUCUCGAUUUAGGGCUCGUUGCUGUCCCAAAACUGUGUUUUUCGUGUCACUCCUUGGAUAUUUGAUCCCUCUGUUGACCCACGUUUGGCAUGAAGCCGUUUUCUCUGCUAUUUCUGCUUCCCAACGCCCCCAGCAAGCUGAGAACUGCCUGGAUUUUUUAGGUUUUUUUGGGCUGGAAAGUGACUUUUCCCAGAUUUCCUUUCCCAAACGGCAGGGCUUGGCUGGGAGCAGCAGCUCAGGCACAUGCACUGGCUGCAGCAGAGGAGAAGUUGGCAGCGCUGCCGCUCACGACAUCGCUUCCCUCGCCCGCCAGAGCCGUGCCUGAGCACAGGGGGAGCUGCGGGGAGGGGGAGAGGCUCUGCUGCCUCCUGCACGGCUGGGCAGCAACUGAGCUCUGCUGCAGCAGCUCCUGCAGCAGAGAGGGAGCUCGGAGGGGGCUGGGAGUGGCUCUGCAGCUGCCCCGGGGCUGCACGUUCCUGCUCCCAGUCUCACGUGGGAGGAGGGAUGCUCAGGGGCUCUGCAAGGGCAGGAGCAGCAGAACAGUAGGGAAAGGCUUGAAAGGACAGGAUUAGGUUGGAUAUCUGAGGGUGGGCAGGCCCUGAGAGCUUGUGCUGCCCCUGAAUCCCUGGCAGUGUCCCAGGCCUGGUGGGAGGUGUCCCUGCCCAUGACAGGGGUGGAAUGGGGUGGCUUUAGGGUCCUUGUCACUAAUUGUGAGUGGCUGAGCACGACAGAGACAGAGCAAACUGAUGCUUGUUCCUUGUGCUCCAUCCCUGGAGGUGCCCUGGCAGCUCCCCCUGCCACUUUGGGAGCAGAAUGGAUGUGCUCUGCUUGGCUCUCAGUUCAUCCCUCCUGCCCCUCUCACACUCUGUUCUCCAGCCCAGCAGCCCUGGUUGGGCUUUACUGGGAGCAGACUGGGAAGUAGGUGUUGCCUGACCCUGGAAGAGGAGGAGGUCAGGCCACAGUUCCCCAACGUCAGCAGGGACCUUCUGUUUGUGACAUCAAAGAGCUGAUCUUGGUCUGCUUCCCUGCUGGCCUCGCUGGGGAAGCUGUGACAGCAGGGAUGGGUGGCAGCAGCUGCUUUUCCUCCCCUUUUUUCCAUAAUCCUGUUUUUCAUCCCUUUGCUGGACACCUGGAGGGGGUGGAGGUUUGGCUGGGCCCUGCACCAUGUGUUUUCUGGAGCCCUUCUUCUCCUUGUCUCCCUCAUUUUGGGCUGAUUUGUCUCUGCUGGUUCAUUUUCCAGCAAAAGGGUGGAGCAGAGGCCGAGCAGAAUCUCCCAGGUGGCUUUUGCAGUGCCUCAAGCAAUGUUGGACAGAUUUCCAUGGGAUAAUGUUGGCUCCUUGCUCCCCCAGUUUGUUCCAGUCACAUCCUGGGGCUCCACACCUUGCCCUGAGCACAGAAAUUCCAGAAAAUCGGUGAAGGUGACUUUCCCUUCUUCUCCAGGAUUUGUUGGGCAGGUACAUCCAGCAGGAGCAGCAGCAGGAAUUUGUCUGGCACAGCCUUUGCCCAUCAACUUUCUUUUUUGCAGAGGUUUCCUGGCUGCUUCCAGCUUUGUCCUUGUACGAAAGGCCAAAACACACCAAAAUUUAGAGUUUUUCAUUCUUUCCCAGCUCUGUUCUGGUUCAGUGAGCUGUGAGGGGUCUCAGGGGCGGGACAAAGAGGGGACAGAGGUGUCCUUGGCAAUAAGGACAUUUUGGUCUUUCUCAGGGAAACCUUGGAGAAAGGAGCAAAGUUCUGAUUUUGGGACAGCUGAUGAGGUGACAGCACGGAGACAGGGCAGGUGAUACAUCCCAGUGACCCGUGUCCUGUGGGAUUUGCUCCCUUUCCUCCAUGAAUCACCAUUUUCCUGUUAAAGUGACAAAAAGGGAGCUCUGAUUCCAGCCCUCCAAGCUCUCUUUUAAGGUUACAGAGUUGAGAGGCCCCACGUGAUCCACAAUAUAAACCAGGCAACUAUUUUAAUUUGGUGAAAGCAGAAAUGGGCUGAAAAUGUCACCCUGUGAGAAUAUUUCUAUUUCCUUAUGUUCCCUUUUAUAUUUAUAGUGUUCUAAUAUUCACAAACGUGUCCCAAAAUCCCUUUGAGAGGGUUUUCCCCCCCUCCAUCUCUGAAAUAAAUGCUGAUUUAAGAGCA
Molecule: messenger RNA, 3554 nt
Organism: Haemorhous mexicanus (house finch)
Lineage: Eukaryota; Metazoa; Chordata; Aves; Passeriformes; Fringillidae
Gene: UBL7
Product: ubiquitin like 7
Exons: 12
Coding region: 100-1242 (380 amino acids)
Biological process (GO): ubiquitin-dependent protein catabolic process
Cellular component (GO): cytosol
Molecular function (GO): polyubiquitin modification-dependent protein binding
Source: RefSeq, a predicted model, not a curated record